Messenger RNA from Hordeum vulgare subsp. vulgare (domesticated barley), 1659 nucleotides. RefSeq lists its product as uncharacterized. The transcript is spliced from 3 exons. Gene Ontology annotation, biological process: DNA-templated transcription initiation; RNA polymerase II preinitiation complex assembly. NCBI's taxonomy places the organism in Eukaryota, Viridiplantae, Streptophyta, Magnoliopsida, Poales, Poaceae. Gene Ontology annotation, molecular function: protein heterodimerization activity; transcription coactivator activity; RNA polymerase II general transcription initiation factor activity. The coding region runs from base 1 to 540 and encodes 179 amino acids. Gene Ontology annotation, cellular component: SAGA complex; transcription factor TFIID complex. The record is from RefSeq and is a predicted model, not a curated record.
AUGGGCGGAGGGAGGAAGGACGCGGGCGGGGCGGCCGGGGCGACGAAGGAGGCCGGCUGCGACGACGGGAGCUACGAGGGCGGGGCGGGCGGCAGGAACUUUCCCUCCCGCGCAACGAACUGUCGACUGGAUGUGAUAUCUAAACCCGACUCGCUCCCUGAAAUCCCACCAGCCAAGGCCCCUAACACAGCAGUCAGACCAUGGACGGCGGCGGCGGCGGCGGCGGCGGGAGGAGCCUCCGGCCCGGACGAGCCUUGCGACGCGCGCGUGGUGCGCGAGCUCCUCCGGUCGACGGGGCUCGGCGAGGGCGAGGGCGAGCCGCGCGUCGUGCACCAGUUCCUGGACCUGGCCUAUCGCUACGUCGGGGACGUGCUCGGCGAUGCCCAGGUCUACGCCGACCACGCAGCCAAGCCCCAGCUCGACGCCGACGACGUUCGUCUCGCAAUCCAGGCUAGGGUCAACUUCUCCUUCUUCCAGCCGCCGCCACGCGAGGAUGAACAGUUUAUGGCAAAUGGAAAAAGAAAACAAGAGCCCGUCUAGCUCAGUUGGUAGAGCGCAAGGCUCUUAACCUUGUGGUCGUGGGUUCGAGCCCCACGGUGGGCGACCAUUUUUUUUAUUGUUCCUUUUUCUACUUUCCAGGAACCGAUUUCCAUGUGCAGUGAAUGAUGGACGGCCAUUGCGUUGCAAAGGGCAUGUGGUUGCUUUCAGAUUCGUUUUACUUUCUUUGUUGUUGUCAAAGUUUAUCUCGAUUCAAAAUGUUCCACUCAGGUUUUUGCCUUCUUUCAACCUGGGAGGGAGAGAUUCGGGUUGCUGCUUGGCCAUUGUUGCCUCUUGAGCCUUGCGCUACCACUGUCUCCUUGUGUGGCUCGUCGCCUUCCCCUCUAUCUCCCAAUAUCGUCUCGAGCCAUAGUCGUCGAGCACCCCCAUGACCGAUCAUAUCACAACAACCGUCGAUGAUGUACCGCGACGUGAGGCUCUAGCCGCAGGGCAAGUGGGGAGGAGAUCCUUAACCUGAAUGUAGUGGUGUGGGUGUGACUUAGCACAUUCACCACAGCAAAGGAGGUGGCGCGCGCCUGUGACACCGCCAAGCUUUGCUUUUUCGAGAGAUGGGCAAAGGUAAACAUGUCCAGCGACGCCGCAACCGCGACUGCGAUAACGCUUCCUAUGCCGAGGAGAAGGAGUAUCAUGAGGUCGAACGCACCGAUACCACCUUUGUGGCUACACUCCUCGAGGAGGACCCAUGGACCCUCACCGAGGACCAUACAUUCUUCAAGUCCCGGGAGAAAACACACAUGAUUGAGCUUCAAGAGGGGGCAGGGGUGUGCAAAAUCGCGCACCCUGAGGCUGAGCUUGAGGAGAUGUCCGAGGAGCUCGUCGACGACGAGAAGGGGAAGGAUAACUUGAUGCUGUAGCUUCGGCUUACUGCUAGAGACCACGAUGACACACCCUCCAGCGGGCGGUGAUCCCCAUCUACUCUGAGUUAGACAUUUUUUACUCUUCAAGGAACAUGAGUAGAGCUCAUCCUUUAUUCUAGUUCUAUUUUUAGUAUUAUGAAUUAUCUUGAUGAUUUAGCUAGGUCGAGGUCGAUGUAGUGUCAGUUGGUAGUGGACUGUUUAAUCAAGUUAUGUAGGAUGUUAAUAUGCUAUUCUUGUUUAAUUA